AUGAAAAUAACAGUGCGAUUAUUUCUUUUUUACGGUUUUGCCCUUGUUCUUACGAGCUGCGAAGAUCAGGUACAAAGUGACAACUAUGACAGAAAGAUUAAUACUUAUCAAAUUGAGGUGCCAGGAAAAGAGCCAAUAACUAUAAUAGAAAAUACUCCUGAUGAUGUGAAACCUGAUGAUGUUAAAUGGGAUGAACUGAGGUUUGAACAGAAUAAAAAUGAAGGAGACAUCGAAAUGAAAAACCUUAUGACCCAUAUUGUGCAUGACUUGGAUGGACAUCGACCAAGGUGCUAUGGGCCCUCCUGCCAAGAAGGUUACAACCAAGAAAUUGACGAAGCUUUCGACGAUUACGUAUUAACUGCUGAUAAACUGAAGGAUUAUGGUGAUUUCCCACAGGAUCGCCUACAAGCCAUCUCUGCACUUGCUGCUAAGUUGAAAAAGGAUAAACUUCAACCCGAUCGAUUCUCUUUGUUAAGUAGUGACAUGGACGACGCAGAAAAUAAUGGAAAAGUUUAUACAACAUGGAACCGUCUGAAAGUAAAGCAACAUAAACAUCCCUACGAUGACAAAGAUGGAUGGGUAACUUUAGAACCAGUUGCAUGGUCAACAAGUAAGAUUUCAAAAUGGAAGCCCAACAUUAAGAAACAAAAACCACAUUGGAACGAUGAUGAUAAUAGGUUCCCAAGUAAUGAAGGAUACCCGAGUGAUGAUAGAUUCCCGCCUGAUGACAGAUUUUCUUCUGGUCAACAGUCCGAAAAUAGUUACAGUUAUCCGCAAAAACGUCCAACAUUUGUACGUCCUGGAUAUAACACAAACAAAAUACAUGGCCCUGCGGACUUCGAAUCAGAAAUACCUUCGAAACCCACCUGGAAUAAACCGCAGCAUUCAUCUUAUCCGUCGUCGUGGGCUCCCGAUGAAGGAAGACGUCCACAUAAGCCUAAUUGCGAUACUCACAACAACUAUCCCGAUGAUGAUGAUACGGUAUUUUACGGCAUGCCUGAUUCCGUGUUAACGGAUAGUCGGCCUGCUGAUUUCCCUCACGAGUAUGAAGCUCUGCAAAAACCAACAAGUAUGUCCCUUCAGAGGCCUUUAAGAAAACCCACGCAAGUAGUUUAUGCUGGAUCUCCAGAUUAUGAUAAUGAUAGACUUUCUAGGCCAUCCCAUGGCAAUGGUCAGUGGGUGUUACUCUCAACAACUAAAGGCUACAGAAAUAAAAAGCGACAACGUUCUCUUAACCCCCUGCCGCAAGCUGAUGAUCCUAUGGAUUUGACUACUAUGACUUCGCAUCAAGCCGUAGCCUUGACAGUGCUGCCCGUUGAUAAAGCGCAUACUAAUAUGACCACUUCACAUGGAGGCUUAUUAGAAGUUGAAAAGAGCUUUCAAACGGUGGAGGAAUCUAAACGUGAUAUGGAUAAGAAGAAUGAUUUAGAUGUUGCUGCCACAAACUACAGGCCUGUAGUAACGAAAAAUAAAGUUUUAAAGAGAAGGGUUGUUUCUAAUGUUUCACCAGAUUCAUCAACCUUGUUAGCAGCUGUGGGCGCAGGUAUGGUGCCUGCCACUAUGGCUAUGGUUGUUCCUAUGAUGCUUGGAAAAAGACGUAGAAGAGAAAUAAGUAGAACACAAGAACAUUCAGAAAUAGAUAAUUUAUUAUAUAAAUAUAGACGAUAA
This is a messenger RNA of Arctia plantaginis, 1668 nucleotides long. Lineage: Eukaryota; Metazoa; Arthropoda; Insecta; Lepidoptera; Erebidae. The record is from the annotation of a GenBank genome assembly.